CACUUGCCCUCAGUACCACUCCAUUCCCCCCUCGCAAUGGACAUCUGGAACGGGACAUGGUCGCCGCAUUCCGAGCAUCACGAGAGCAGUGGUAGCUAUGGCGAUGGGAAGGAGGAAGAGUCACAGCCCGAGGCAGGACCUUCAAACUACCAUGAGCGGACCUCGUCUCUCUCUUCGGCGGAUCACACGACUCCGCCCCUCGAUGAUGCAGAGGGUCCAAAGCCUGUCAGCCGCAGGCAAAGCCACGAGAACAGCUUGCAGAGGAUACGACCUCCCACCAGCCGAGGACUGGGCUCAUUCAGCAACAACAACAUCGACAGGCACGGCAAGCUCAAGGCCACGGAACCACCGAUAGACACAAGGGAAGGGAAACGGCCGGAGGAACAGCAAUUGAAGGAGGCGGAGACUGAAGAAGAGGAAGAGAAAGUCUGCAGGAUAUGCCGGUGUGGUCCAGAAGAAGAUCAGCCCCUCUUUCAUCCCUGCAAGUGUACAGGCUCGAUCCGCUACACCCACCAAGAUUGCCUCAAGGAUUGGCUGUCACACUCUCGCAAAGACAAAUGCGAGUUAUGUGACCACCCAUUCACUUUCCACAAGAUCUACUCGGAAGACAUGCCCUACCAUGUGCCGCGCCGCAUACAGGCAGCCUUCAUGACAAAGAAGGCGGGUCAGGUCGCCCUGCUCGUGGCACGCUGUUUCGUCGUCGUAGCCAUCUGGCUCGCAUUUGUACCCUGGGCGCACAUCAAUUUCUUCAGAGCAGCAUUCUGGACGACUGAUCUUCUCAUCACCGCGGCAGGAGGAGGGUCAUCGACGUGGACCAACGUGACGAGCGCCGUAAUGUCCGCCAGCAAUCCACUCUCGUUCUCAGCGCCCGCAGCACCUAGCCCAACCGCUCUACCUCCACCACCAUCACUCGGCGCACCCGGCCUCGCUCUCACAGUUUCGGGUCAAGCUCUCAUUGGCGGCGUCAUCUCCUUUGGCCUCUAUGCCACCCCUUGGGCAGGGCUCGGAGGCGGCAUCUCGCUGCUACUCGACUGGGCUCUCAGAGCAGAGACGGCCAGCCUGAUCCACGACAUCUUCCUCGGGCAGGUCCUGACAUGCAUCAUCAUCGUCCUCGUCCUGUCGGCGUGGUUCACGCGGGAAUGGAUCGUCAUGCAGAUGCCGGCGCAAAUACCAGAGCCUGAGCCCGAGCAGGAGAGGCCAGCGCAGGCUCCAGCAGCAAAUCACGAAAGACUGCAGCGCCUUCGAGACGAACUGCAGCGUGCUCGCGCGAACCUCGAGGAGGUGCAGAGGAUGCGCACAGAAUUGGACGAGGUAGGGAACGCAGAGAAUCCUAACCUCGCCAUUCUGCGGAUGGGCGAGCGCGAGGCGGAGCGGGGAUGGGACGCAAAUCCACUGGGAGAGGAGCCAGACGUCGUGCGACUACGACAAGCGAGACUGGCUGCUUUUCUCGGGCCUGACGGGCGCGCCAAUCGGGAACGGCAGCCCGUUCGAGAGGCAGAUGGUAUCGAUACCGAGACUGGACAGCAUGCGGAGCCUGUCAUUCCCCCUCCCCCACCAACGGAUAUACCCUGGGAUGACCUGCUCGCUCAAGCGACAGCAGAUGACGCUUACCGCAAUCAGCGCAUGGAUGUCAUGAACCAAGCUAUGGACUUCGAUGCAGAAGAUCAUUGGGACGAUCCUCCUCCCCCUCCUCCCGUCAAUGAGCAUGAGCUCCUCCUCGCCGGCCCCAACCCUGCCGAUGUCCAUCAAGCACUCGCUGCGGUCCAAGGUCAAGCACAAGCAGCAGCUCCUGCCGCACCACCAAAUGGCAACGCUGCUGCUGGACCCGCCCCCGAUGCAGCUGCUGCUGCCGCCGCCGAAGCAGAAGCAAUCGCCGCUGCAGCAGAUGCGGCGGACCUCGAAGGUGAGAUGGAGGGCAUGCUCGAGGCCAUUGGCUUCCGUGGUGACCCGGUCCAUCUCCUGGCAAACGUCUCCAUCGUCAUGGCCCUUUGCACCUUCUGCAUCGUCGUCGGGGUGGCAAUGCCCUACUUCCUGGGGCGCGUCUUUGGCCUGGGCAAAGGUUUCAUCGAUGUGGUCACUGCGCCCGUCAGGCUCAUACGUUUCGUUACGGAUCCAGUCUUUGAUGCUGCGAUCAACGUAGUCAUAGGAAAGGGGGUCACUAGAGCAGGUACGCGGCAGAGCGCAGCAGUGACAUCGGCGCUUCAAGCCUGGGAAGGAUUCCUCGCGCUAGUUCGGACCUCACCCGCUUCAACCACUGCGCCCCACGCCACGCCUACGCCUUUCUCAUCAGCCACCAGCGCCUUUGUUGACCGGAUUCGCGCCCUGCCAGUCGAAGUGAUCCAACCAAUCGAGGAACGUCUCGUCUCCACAGACGGCUCAGUCGGACAUCGCUCCCUCUGCGUCGGGCUCGGCCACUUCUGGUGGAUUGCCCUCCUCGCCCUUCGUCUCAUCGGGGAAGACGUCAUGCGUCGCCAUCAGCCAUCCUCGCAACGCCCAUCUUGGUGGCUCCGAGAUGGCGUCACUCAAGUCCUGAUAGUGAUCAAGGUACUCAUCUUCCUCGCCAUCGAGAUCGUCGUCUUCCCGAUCGGAUGCGCCCUCGUGCUUGAUCUCUGCACGCUUCCCCUCCGCGGCGUCACGCUACACUCCGCCCUGCUCGCCCCUUUAAACCACCCAUUCAGCUUCACCUUCAUACGCUGGGCGAUAGGCACCCUCUGGAUGUUCAGGUUCGGCCUGUAUAUGAGCCACGUCCGCUCCUUUGUGAGACCGGGGGUAUUGAGCUGGAUACGCGAUCCGGAAGAUCCGGAGUUCCAGCCUAUCAAGGAGAUUCUCGAGCGCAAGGGCUGGCAGCAGCUCCGCAAGAUUGGCACGUCGGGGAUCAUGUAUGGGUGCCUGAUCCUGGCGCUCGUGGGGUGGAAUGUCCAGCUCGCUUGGUGGGCCUGGGGCGAGCGAGUCCUGCCCUUGAGGUUUCCGCACCAUUCUUGGGCGCCGUAUGACUUGAUGUGCAUCUUGCUCUUGGUGCCGGCUGGCAACCCGGAGAAUUUAGAGGAUGCAGCCGCUUGGGCAUCGCGUAAGUGGUGGCGAGCGGCAGGGGAUGCGCUGCGACUCAGCGGCUACCUCUUCGGCGACGAGGAUGAUGGCGCCGGUGCGGCCGCUGCAGGCGACACCUUCCUCGCUCGCAUCCCAGCAAGCGACAACUCCGUGCCUGGUUCCCCACUGCUCAUCCGUAUCGAUGAGGCAACAGGGGAGCCAAUCAGUGAACGUGGCAAGGAGGCCCUGCGCGAACAAGAGGCUCGUAUCGAAUCCAUGCCGGAGCCCAAGGCCAAGUAUGUGACCAUGCGUCUCCCCACGCAUUUCGGGCGAAGAGUCUAUGGCUUGCUCUUUCUCAACUGGCUCACGUUCUCCAUCGUGGUGCACGCCUUGCUUGGUGCGUUGGUGCUGGGCAGGCGAAUCAUCAAUGAGGGGCAGCAUGAUGGCUACGCCCUCGCUGUAGGCUGCACAUUUCUCUGCCUCCCCUUCGUCGGGGCUCGCUGGGCUUACAAGGGGAUUGCGGCAGUCAGACGACGAGGUCAGACUCACGUCGCACGUCUCCGAAUCGCACGUCGCUUUCUUCGGCGCUCCUUCGCCGCCGUCUGGCUCACAUUGGCUCUUGGCGUCUUCACACCCUCACUCCUUGGAAUCGUCCUCGACCAAGUCAUCGUGUCACCUCUCCGCCCUCAAAGCACACUCGACAAAAAUCAGACGUGCCUUCCUUUUGCGUGGGCCAUGGGUCUCCUGGCUCAGGAGCUCUUCGUGUACGGCGUCGCCGACUAUCUACCUGCCAAUCGACAGGCGCAAGCCGUUCAAGAGCUGCGCCGACGUGGUUGGAAGAGGAUACGGGCUUGGCCUGCUACGCGCGACCUUGUCUUGCCCAUUGUGGUGGCGAGCCUUGCUGCGAUCGUGUUGCCACUGCUGAUCGUGGCGAACAUCACUGGCAAGGGUGCCUCGCGAGAAAGGGAGAUAGAGGCACUCCAGCUCGGUCGACUGGUGGUGCUCGCGGCGGUAUUGGCUUGGCUGGUGAUGAGGCUCAUGGCCAUGCAUCUUGAUCGAUUCGAUCGGGAGUUGAGGGAUGAGGUGUAUCUCAAGGCUAGCGAGUUGCGGAAUUUCGAGGACGCAGCCGACCAGCAGAGCGCUAACGGAGCGGAUCGUGCGCAGCAGGAUGAGGAGGCGGAGCAGCAGGACGAGACGCUCGAACUCGAUGGGAGCUCGGAUGACGGGCAGGUAGCGGUCGAGGGGCGUGUGGAGGAAGUCGCGUUCUAAGCAGGACCCUGAAGCUCAGUCUUCUCAGUGUAGCGGUGCUAUGCGACUUGGUCAUCAUUCAUCUAUUUGCUUCUAUGCUUGCCC
Messenger RNA from Jaminaea rosea, 4380 nucleotides. RefSeq lists its product as hypothetical. Gene Ontology annotation, molecular function: zinc ion binding. The coding region runs from base 37 to 4296 and encodes 1419 amino acids. Lineage: Eukaryota; Fungi; Basidiomycota; Exobasidiomycetes; Microstromatales. The transcript is spliced from 2 exons. The record is from RefSeq and is a predicted model, not a curated record. Gene Ontology annotation, cellular component: endoplasmic reticulum membrane.